Messenger RNA from Phaedon cochleariae (mustard beetle), 1290 nucleotides. Lineage: Eukaryota; Metazoa; Arthropoda; Insecta; Coleoptera; Chrysomelidae. The record is from the annotation of a GenBank genome assembly.
AUGCAUUACGGCUGGCCCUCAAACGCAGUACCCCUCCUCACCAACGGAACCUACAGGUUCACCCUCACCAAAACCGAAGCCUCUUGGUUAGUUUCCAUGACCUUCAUCGGCGAUGCCAUCGGCUCUCUCCUAGCAGUAGCCUCCGUAAAACCCCUGGGCCGCAAGAGGCUAAUCCUCCUCAGCUCCCCAACCCUAGCUAUCUCCUGGUUGCUGCUAGCUCUGGGACCUUCUCAAGCCUAUUUCUUCGUGGGGAGGCUACUGGGAGGCACGGUGGAUGGCAUGGUGUUCUCCAUAGUACCGCCGUACCUCAACGAGAUAGCUGAUGUGGAGAUACGCGGCUUCAUGGGGGCUAUCAACAUGUGCAGCUUCGCUUUCGGCAUGGCUGCCAUCAACUGGCUGGCGCUCUUCUCAACGCUGGAUACCGUGGGCUAUUUAGCAGCUGGAGGGGCUCUGUCCGUACUGCUGAUGGUACCGUUCUUGCCGGAAAGCCCCCAGUACUCGCUGUGGACGAACGAUGUGGCUGGGGCUAGAAGCAGCCUACGGAAGUUGCGCGGGAAGACGGACGUUGAAGAGGAGCUGAAUGAGAUAGUUGCGGGUAUCUCUGUUGAUGGAAGAGGCAACAAGUUGGUGGAUAUUCUGUUUAGGAAGCGUUUGAGGCGGUGCUUGUUGGUGUUGUUCGUGCUGAAUUGGACAACGAAUCUCAGCGGAGCUGGGGCUAUACAAGCCUACUCAAAAACCAUGUUUGAUAAGGGGAAUUUCAUGUCAGCUAGCUCAGCCAACGCGGUGUACUAUGCUGUUUUUUGUGUUUCUUCUAUGUUCUCCCCACUGGUAGUGGACAGAUUCGGUAGGAAGCAGCUUCUUGUUGCUUCAGCGGGUCUAGCGAUAGUACCUCUACUAGGAAACGGGGUGUUUUUGUUGGUGAAGAGUUGGCAAGUUGAUACUAGUAGGGUGGACUUCUUGGAGUUUGUUUUUAUUCUACUGUUUACGGUAACGCACAGUAUGGCUUUGUAUACUUUGCCGGUGGCUAUUGUAGCUGAGAUUUUCCCGUCUGAUCUGAAAACUGUUGCUAUGUGCAUUCUGAAUGUUAGUUUUGGGGUUAUCAGUACUGGAGUUGUGCUUCUGUUCAACUGGACCUAUUAUUCUUACGGUGGGUAUGUUCCUUUUUUCAUUUUUGGAGGUUGUUUGACUGUUGGCUUGGUGUUCAUAAUUCUGAUCGUACCAGACACCGGAAAAAAUAGAUUACAAGAACAACAUUCACAGUGGAAUGAUGAAGAGAGUGUUUCACGUUGA